AUGGAUGGUUUGCAAGGAUCCAGUACGAACGUUAACCUGAAACGGAGGAGCAAUUUCCUGACGCUGGUGGAGAAGGUUCGCAUAAUUGAAGAUUUUGAAGCAGGAGGUGGUACGCAUGACUUUCUUGGGAAGAAGUACGGCGUAGGAUCUUCUACGGUCACGAGAAUAAUCCAAAAGAAAGAACAAUUCACGUUCCCUUUGCUGGAAGAAGCUCUUUACAUCUGGAUUUUAAAGCAGCGGCAGUCCAACAUUUUGUUGACAGUGGAUAUUCUUAAAGCAAAGGCGGAGCUGCUGUUUAAGAUGUUCCAGGACCGGGGGCUCUAUGCGGUGCACGGUUUUUCUGCUUCGGAUGGCUGGAUGCAUCGUUUUAAGCAGCGGUUUGGAUUGCGCGUGAAAGCCGUAACAGGAGAAAAGGCAUCGGUAAACGUUGAAGCGUACCUAAAUUUCAAGAAGGUUCUACAGAAGAAGAUUCAGGAAAUGCAGCUAUCACUAUCCCAAGUCUUUAAUGCAGAUGAAUCUGCCUUGUUCAUCAAGCUCCUAGCCACACGCUCUGUCGUUACCUGUGAUGAGACCGUGGCAAGCGGACGGAAGCAAAACAAGACAAGGUAUACGUUUAUGCCUUGCUCCAACAUAGAUGGUUCCCUAAAGCUUCCGUUGUAUUUCAUUUGCACUGCUGCAAAACCACGAGGAAUCAACAUCGAAGAACUUCCCGUUUCAUAUAAUCAUUCCAAAAAGGCUUGGAUGACCAGACUGUUGUUCCGUCAAUGGUUCCACGAAGAGUUUGUCCCCGCUGUUCGAAAAUUUUCGGCCGAGAGAGGAUUGGAGCCAAAGGCAUUGCUGGUUCUUGAUAAUUGCACCAGUCAUUAUGACGUUGACGAAUCUCUACAGAGUGACGAUGGACUGAUUCAAGUGAUCUACUUCCCACCAAAUGUAACUGCUGAAUGCCAGCCGAUGGACCAAGCGGUCAUCAAUGCAAUCAAGCGAAAGUAUAAAAGAAAACUGAUGCUCGCAUUAAUUCUGGAAAACGAACACUUAAGUUUCGAAGAACGAUUGAAGAAGAUUAAUCUUCAACAGUGUAUUUCGUGGUUGGCAACCUCUUGGGAGGAGAUAUCUGACAAAACUAUACGUAAUUCGUGGAAGAAAUUGAUCGAUGGUUUGCCGGAGACUCGAAAGCGGCCGAUGAUGACUUCAAAGCGCUUGUGUCCAGGAUUGACAGUUUGGCAGGAACAAAAACAUCUGAGCAAGAUAUUGAUCUGUGGAUCAAAGAUCAGGUGUAUGAUGCUGAUCAUAAUCCAGAUUGGGUAA
Messenger RNA from Toxorhynchites rutilus septentrionalis, 1305 nucleotides. Its product is annotated as jerky protein homolog-like. Gene Ontology annotation, cellular component: nucleus. The transcript has 3 exons. NCBI's taxonomy places the organism in Eukaryota, Metazoa, Arthropoda, Insecta, Diptera, Culicidae. Bases 1 to 1305 code for a protein of 434 amino acids. The record is from RefSeq and is a predicted model, not a curated record. Gene Ontology annotation, molecular function: DNA binding.